AAAAAAAGAAAAAACAGUCGCUUCGGAAAACAGAAAAGAAAAGUGAAAGCACAAAAAACAAAACACUAGCAAAGCAAAUUCACCAAUUCCCAAAGGCAAAGAAAAAGAUGCUUCUUCUCUCUUCCCCCAAGUAAACUCUGAACAAAAUGAUAAUCUAGGGUUUUCAAUUCCAGAACCAGAUGGAUUCCAAAAGGAAUGGCAUUAAAGUUGAUUUUGAGCCUGAUCCUGCUACUUGGACAGCCACAGAAGAGAAAAUUUUCAUUCAACUAAUGGUUAAAGAGGUUCAGAAAGGGAAUAGAUCCACAACAACAUUUUUGAGGAAAGGUUGGAAAAAUAUAGAGCAAGAGUUCCAUGAGAGAACUAGUAAGAGGUACAACAAAACUCAAUUUAGAAAUAAGUUUAAUCAACUGAGGACUCGUUAUCAUGAUUUCAGUAAGUUGUUGCAAGAACCUGGGUUUAGUUGGGACCCUGUGCUCAAUACUGUCACUGCUGCUGAGGGCGUAUGGGAAUCAUAUAUUAAGGUGAACAGAAAGGCCAAGAGAUUUAGGAAAAAAGGAUGCCCUAUGUUUAAUGAGUUAGUGGCCAUAUUUAAUGACUCAACAUUGAAGUACAAAGAUGUUUUUCCAUUAGCCCAGUAUCCCAUGGUUAAUGAAGACAACUUGGAUUUAGAAGAUUCAUCAACAAAUGCCACUCCAUCUGCUUUCCCCUGUAACAGUAGUGAGGGUAAAGGUUAUCCUUCACAAAAUACACGAAGACGGCAACGAUCUCCCACUCCUACAAGCCAUGUUGGAGGGAAGAGGGAGGCAAGGAUGGUGGAGAUGGGUGAAGCUUUAAAGGAAUGGACUGAAGUUACAAGGGCAAUGACCCCUACAACCUCUACCUUGAACAAAACUGACACGUCGGCCCUUUCUAGUGCCUUCUCAAUUACUAAUUGUGUCAAGUGUCUAGAAUCUAUUGAAGGUUUGGAUGGGGCUACCUACUUAAAGGCAAUCAAGAUGUUCAAGGAUGUGGACUGGAGGGAAAUGUUUAUGGCAAUGUCUUCUGAGAGAAGACUGAUUUGGCUGGCAAGCUUGGAGUGAUUUUGUUUGAUUGAUCUGAUGUUUGAGACAUCUUUGUGCCACUUUCAUUUUGUUAUCAGAAGAAGGUGCUAGAAGGAAACAUAAUUGUGUUGUUUAGGGACCUGCUUGAUUUCUGCUGGGAUUCCUAGACAACGAUGGUUCUUUUGAUAGGACAUGUUUGAUACAUUAAAUUACAUGUAUAUAAUUUUCAUACUGAACUCCCUGUUUUAACUAUUUUGUUUAAAACUUAAUCGCUAAUCUUAAUUGCAAA
Messenger RNA from Quercus lobata, 1329 nucleotides. Its product is annotated as L10-interacting MYB domain-containing protein-like. The transcript has 3 exons. Lineage: Eukaryota; Viridiplantae; Streptophyta; Magnoliopsida; Fagales; Fagaceae. The record is from RefSeq and is a predicted model, not a curated record. Bases 180 to 1079 code for a protein of 299 amino acids.